This is a messenger RNA of Bursaphelenchus xylophilus (pine wood nematode), 246 nucleotides long. NCBI's taxonomy places the organism in Eukaryota, Metazoa, Nematoda, Chromadorea, Rhabditida, Aphelenchoididae. The record is from the annotation of a GenBank genome assembly.
AUGUCGAACUCUGAGGGCCGAGCAAAGGCAAAGGGUAGGCUAUUGUACUUUGUGAUUAUGGGUUUAGUUAUGGAAAAGAUCAUGAACAACAACAAAGAUUUCGUUAGGGACGCAAGUGCUAAGCCGAUUCGGGAAUUCACCAACGACUGCUGUGCAAAACUGUUUUUGUAUCGUUACGCCCAAUUGAUAUCGCCACUGCCCGUUGCCUGCUGCCCAUGGAUAUGGCCGCGCGCCGCGAGUACGUGA